This is a messenger RNA of Melopsittacus undulatus (budgerigar), 1474 nucleotides long. It is a transcript of the gene MSRB2, whose product is annotated as methionine sulfoxide reductase B2. Gene Ontology annotation, biological process: response to oxidative stress; protein repair. Bases 9 to 554 code for a protein of 181 amino acids. The transcript is spliced from 5 exons. Gene Ontology annotation, molecular function: peptide-methionine (R)-S-oxide reductase activity. The record is from RefSeq and is a predicted model, not a curated record. Gene Ontology annotation, cellular component: cytoplasm. NCBI's taxonomy places the organism in Eukaryota, Metazoa, Chordata, Aves, Psittaciformes, Psittaculidae.
CCACCGCUAUGGCGUCUUAUGUGCUCCGGAGGAUGCUCGGGAGCUGCCGCCUCCUCUUCCUCGUCCAUAGAGGAAGCUCCAGCAGCAGCAGCCACAGCAUCCGCGGUGACACAGGCUCAGGCUCUCUGACUAAACAAGCUGAAGCAACUGCUGCUGCAGACUGGAAAAAGAAAUUGACUCCAGAGCAAUUCUAUGUUACAAGACAGAAAGGAACUGAACCGCCAUUUAGUGGGAUCUAUCUGAAUAACACAGAAUCGGGAAUAUACUGCUGUGUGUGCUGCAAUGCCCCACUGUUCAGCUCAGAAAAGAAGUUCAAUUCUGGGACUGGAUGGCCAUCAUUUUCUGAGGCUUAUGGUACCUGUGGCAGAGAUGAAAGCAAUGCUAAUAUUAUGAGACGACCAGAUAACUCAUUGGGACCAACUAGAACUGAAGUUGUCUGCAAACAGUGUGAAGCCCAUCUAGGCCAUGUAUUUGAUGAUGGUCCCCCACCUUCUGGGCAGAGGUUCUGUAUCAACAGUGUUUCCUUAAACUUCAGACCAGACUCUGGUCAAUGAGAAGUGGAUCUCUGUGGCUUAUAGAACAUCCUUUUACUGCUUAUACAACAGGCUUGUGAAAACCUCAUGUUUUUAAUAUAGAACUCAAAUUUUUAUGCCACUGCAGCUUUGCUUUCCAGCUGAGUGUUGAUAAGAUACAUAUUUUUGUGUUAAACCUUUGGCAAUCUGCUUUUUCAUGAUUAGUGUGAUGUAAAUGUUACCUGUUUAUUGUAUUUUUUUAAAUUAAAAAUAUGCAAUAGUUCACAUCAUAAUUAUCAAUGUGAACUGCACUGAGGCUGCUGAAACGAAGUACUCUCCCUGAACCUGACUUUGCUGAUGCUGAAUACUAGUUGUGGCACCCAGGAAUACUGAUGUACAAAAGACAGAGCUUUUACUUCUGUAAAAUCAUCAUAUCAUUCUAAAGGGAAGAAAAAAUAACAUGAAUCUCCAAACAAGGUUUGAGGUGAGGUUUUUUUCCCUGAUGUGAGAGGUCUUUAACCAAGCCAAGUGACUUUUCCGUGCACACAUAAAAGCAGAAGGAGGGCUUAAUUAAAACUAUUUCAGGCAACAGAACCAGUGAGGACACAGUCUUUCUUCUUUAAAAGCAACGGCUUUGAUUCUGAGUCCAAUAGCUGAAACAGGGUUUGCUCCAGGAACUUCCUCUUACAGAAAUAAUAUGAUAAUAAUGUAACAAUCUGUAAUGUAUCCACACUUCUGUUAUCACUUGUGUAUUUCAGAAUCCCAAAACAGAAAUGAAUGUGAAAUUGACUGUACGGGGAGGGGGGCAGGAAUUAGCAUAAAAAAUGUGUUCAGUAAAGUGAUGCUUUUGUUGAAAACAUACCUUGUCUGUUCUUAUUUGUGCAAGUUUGUAAAUAAUUCUGUAUUCUCCCAAGCAUUGUUACCAUGGUUUGCUGGAAAAUAAAUUGUACGUUUCUUAUUGA